AUGGUAACUCGGGUGAACCUGACGAACCCUCCAAAUACAGUGUUGGCCGGCAACAACACCACCUUUACCUGUGUGACGUCGGCCAGUAAACCACAGGCCUGUAUAAGGGCGUUCAUACAGAGUUCCGGUAAUGUCCGGGAGCUAGACAAGCGUGCCUGUAACCAAGACUCCAGCACGAUACAGACCACAACCCGGACACUGAUGUUUAGAGCAAGUGACAAGGAGAACAGAGCUAAGCUGUACUGUAACGCCUCCAACAGUGUAACGGAUCCUCCUGUACAGUCACAAGUCUACCCACUUACUGUACACUAUCCUCCACAGGAUGGCGUCAGUCUGUCAGGUUAUGUUAACAACACAGCCGUGGAGUCUGGGGAGACCCUGAACUUGACCUGUCAAGUGAGAGAGGGGAAUCCCCGACCAACACUCACCUGGUCAUCGGAGUGUGGUCAGACAAACACAGUCUCUGGUAACGAUGGACGUGAGCAGAUCAAUAUCAGUAUAACCGUCAGUCCGUCCCUGAACCAGAAGACGUGUGUGUGUCAGGGGAGUCAGGACGGGGCGUUGACAGGAUGGAGGGAGCACAAAACCAUAAUAUGCAAUGUCACUUUCGGACCUGACCGUGUACAGCUCCGGGUAGAUUCCAGAACAUCGGGAAAUACAGUCAACGUCACAGAAAACAGCACAGUGACAUUUACAUGCAACACCAGUGAGUCCAAUCCUGGUGCCGUUCUGACCUGGUACAACAACAGCAGUCCUAUGACAGCGGCAGAUAUGUCAGACGUGAGCUCACAUCAAGGGCACAAUCAAGGGUACCUGACCACACAGCGGUAUACAGUGAGAGUUAAUCGAUAUCAGGAUGGUGACGUCAUCAGUUGUGAGGCUCAGAGACCUGGUAAUAGAGGCAGGAAACGUGCAUCACCCAAUCUUACACUGGAUGUCAAGUACGGACCCAUGUUUACCAGCUGUAAAUCAUCGUACAUUUUCGUGGAGAAUGUCACAGCUGAGCUGUCCUGUACUACCUGGGCUAAGCCUGAGCCCACGAUAAGCUGGAGUCGCGGAGGUCAGUCGAAUGACCUGAGCAUGACAAAUCACAGAUAUACGUCUGUUGUCAGGUUCGGCAAGAUCAACAGGACUGUCUCUGGAGCCUACAUUGUGACAGCUAGUAAUAAUGUGAAGAGAGUAGAGAGGACAGUCAGUGUCUCUGUGUACUAUCCCCCGAAUGUAUCGGUGGUUCUGGUAUCAGGAGAAAAUGUCACAGAAGGAAACCCUCUACAGCUGGAAUGUCGUGCUGAAGCUGUUCCUCAAAACUACACCUACUCUGCCUGGAGUCGUACCAUUGGUGACCGUCCUGUACCACUGAUAAACAGCAGCCCUGGGAAAUCCCUGUCCAUCAGUGAGGUGACGUUUAGAGAUCAGGGUAUAUACCGGUGUGGAGCCACUAACGGGUUUGGAGGCAUUAAGAGGGGACAACUGGGGCUUAGGGUUCGAGCCUAUGUGAACCUCACGUGGUACAAACUGUCCAGCAACACGACCAACACGACAUCAGAAAGGCUAGUCGUAUCUAACACAACCGGGAGUAAAUUCCACAGUCACGUGAUGGAGGCUGAGCACGAGUUUCAGUUUAACGACACCAAAGUCCUGCUUUCCGGUCACGUGGCGGAACUAGAAGUCUCUGACGUUAAACGUGAUGACUUCGGGGAAUACAAAUUUGUUGCUGAAAAUGAUGUGGGAUCUUCUGAGACCAUCAUGUCUUUUAACUUAAUAGAUCGUCCGUGUCCACCUAAUUUAACAACCAUCUUAUGUGAAAACCGUGUGGCCAAUGUCACGUGGAUUUCCUGUUUCAAUGGCGGUUCCUCUCAGAUAUUCAAACUCCAGUACAAAAAGAAGGGAGGUAAUUGGGUAAUACAUGAUGAUAUAACAGACCCAGGAGAGAAUAUGACGGUGAGCGAAGUGGUGGAGAGUCUAGACGAUGGGGCUCAAUACAGCUUCAGGGUGUACGGUCAGAACAGGUGGAACAAAAGUGACACUGUAGAGACGAGUUGUACAGUUACAGUUUCUACUGUACCACCCGGUGCCUUAACCGGCCCCCUGGCAGGCGGCAUCUCUGGAGCUAUCAUUUUGAUGGGAGUUGUGCUUCUAGUUGUGGUCAUCAUCCGUAGGCGAAAGCAAGGUAAUGACAAAGCCAUUCCUCAGGAGAAACUGAGCGAUGAGUCUCCGGCAAACGAACAUGAAACCACAGCUUCUGUUGGCCAUGCGGGAGCCUAUGAAGAUGUUGAUCUGAUACCCAGCUCCUCACCCUCAGGCUCUGAUGUACCAGCUGGGUUGUAUGCUGUUGUUGACAAAAAGAAAGGCCCACCGGUCUACGCAGAGGUAAACAAGCCAGAGACGGCCCCCAAACCGACAAAAGAACAAGCAGCACCGGUUUAUGCUGAAGUAAACAAACCAAGGAAGACCGGCGAAGCUGCAAAAGCUCCAGAGGGCCCGGUGUAUGCCGAAGUGAACAAAACUCAGAAGAAAGCCAAUGAGGAAAAAGGAAAAAAACCUACGCCUGCUGACAAGACUGGUCUAAUCAAUGGCAAAAAGAAGGAUGGAAAUGGCCAAAGCUCUGCUAACACCUUUGAUAAUGCGGCUUUUACUGGGGAUGAAGUGAUGUAUUCUAACUCCGGAGAAGUUGAACGAACGGAACCAUCUGCCAGACCUGGCCAGAUGGAAGGUCCACACGACCUGAUAUACGCAGACAUGGACUUCGUGGGCACCCAACCCAUCGUGCACCCUGCUGAGAACACAACCACCUACGCCAGCAUUGCCUUUGGGCAGGUGGGACCGCCAGUUGUUUAUGACAAUGAUGAAGAGGACGGCCAUCCGAACAGUUCCUAA
This is a messenger RNA of Liolophura sinensis, 2877 nucleotides long. RefSeq names its product hemicentin-2-like. The transcript has 18 exons. Gene Ontology annotation, molecular function: cell adhesion molecule binding. Gene Ontology annotation, cellular component: plasma membrane; cell-cell junction. Gene Ontology annotation, biological process: cell-cell adhesion. Lineage: Eukaryota; Metazoa; Mollusca; Polyplacophora; Chitonida; Chitonidae. The record is from RefSeq and is a predicted model, not a curated record. Bases 1 to 2877 code for a protein of 958 amino acids.